Messenger RNA from Suillus subalutaceus, 2045 nucleotides. RefSeq names its product mitochondrial small ribosomal subunit Rsm22-domain-containing protein. The transcript has 8 exons. The record is from RefSeq and is a predicted model, not a curated record. Gene Ontology annotation, cellular component: mitochondrial small ribosomal subunit. Lineage: Eukaryota; Fungi; Basidiomycota; Agaricomycetes; Boletales; Suillaceae. Gene Ontology annotation, molecular function: structural constituent of ribosome; methyltransferase activity. Bases 66 to 1916 code for a protein of 616 amino acids. Gene Ontology annotation, biological process: translation.
UCGACUUAACACUUCACGGUGAGCUGAGAGCCCGGGCCUACUUCAACUUUUCAAGGACUGCUAGGAUGCUUCGAGGUACAUCCGCUACUUUACGCAACCUUGCGCAUAGUAUUCGGCAUGUUAGCCCCCCAUUCUCCACGUCAGCAGUUGCGGCAUCAACCCAGCCUAACGCAGCUCUAGAACUCGACCCAACGCUAAAGGCGCUUUUGCAAGAUAUAGAUAUAUCCUUGACAAGCCAUAAGCAGGUAAUGGCAAAGAGACCCCCACGCGAGCUUGAACCUGUCGCGAUUGAAUACCCAGAGGAGGCCGAGGACGCGGAGGACUUCGUUGAAGCAAAAAAAAUCGGUGCUGUUGUUAUUCCCACUGAAUUGCAAAAGGCAAUCACUGCUCUGAUAGAUGCUUCUGACAAGGUACAGCUACAUAGUGAUGCGACGCGUCUCUUCUUUGAUGAGAGUGAAGGAUGGGAUCACUCAUACGACGUGAAAUACCGCUCUCGUAAGCAAGGGGCGCGACACUCUGACCGUGACGGGACAGCGUUCGCGUCGGUCGUUCUCCCUGCACAUUAUUCUGCCAUCUGUGCUGUGCUCCACCAUGUUAAGCACAGAUUAGGUCCACAAUGGAAUGCGCAGCGUGUCAUAGACUGGGGCUCAGGUGCAGGCAGCGGAUUAUGGGCAUCGAUGAAUACUUUUCAGAAGCCCACUAGCGCUUCCGAGGAACCGCGCCUCUCCACAUCCAACAUCUUCACAUACCUCGGUAUUGACAAACGUGAUGGACUUGUUACAAUAGGCAAACGUCUACUGAGAGAUACAGACUUGGGCACCCUCAGCGCAACUUGGCAAAGGUCUUUCCGGGAAGAUGAUAUAAUUAAGCGAACGGAGGGGCAUGAUACUCUCGCCCUGUCUGCUUUCAUGCUUUCAACUCUACCGACGCCUCUUGCGCGGAAGAAGUUCGUGAAAGAGUUGUGGGAAAGUGGAGCACAUACCAUCGUUCUGAUCGAUCACAAAACCAAAGCUGGGUUUCAGAACAUUGCAGAAGCACGCGAAUAUCUCCUCGAGAUGGGGCGUAAAGAACUCAACGACCCAGAAACUUCAGACUGGCCUGUUCGCGGUGCCCACGUUGUUGCUCCUUGCCCACACGAUGGUUCUUGCCCUCUGUACUCUGGAAAAUCCGUGAGCUUAGUGUGUGGCUUCUCACAACGUUUGCAACGUCCGUCCUUUGUUCGUCUCACAAAACAUGUACGUGAGGGUCACGAAGAUAUCGAGUACUCUUAUGUUGCAAUUCAACGCGGGCCACGCCCAAGUACGGUGGGCGAAGGCAUCUCCACGCAGGUGAGGAGUGUAGGACGUAUUGGCGCUGUCGGUCGCGAGGAGGCAGAGCAGAUCAGGCUAAAGGAAGGGAGGGUGACGAAGGAGCUUGUACUUGAUGCAGAUCAUGUUGAGACGACGGAUGAAGCUGAAACGACCGAUCACAUUCCUGCGGAAAUUUUGCCAACUGAAAACUCAAAGGAGGUUGAAGCCGCACUGCGAAAUGAGGCAUUCUAUUGGCCGCGCCUCGUCUUCCCACCUUUGAAGAAGAGCGGGCAUAUCAUCAUUGAUGCAUGCACUGCGGAAUGCAAAAUUAUGCGUCUCACUAUCCCGAAAUCCCAAGGUAAACAACCAUUCUAUGACGCGCGGAAAUCGUCCUGGGGCGAUAUUUUCCCUCAUCCACCAAAAAAUCGCCCACAGGAGAGGUUCCAGUUUACGCGGGAAGGUGGAUCAAGGGGGGAUGAUAUUGGAAAGAGGGCAAAGGGACGGGACCGUCCGAAAGGCGAGAAGAGUUAUUCAAAGGUAGAGGAGGCGUUGAAGGAGAGGAAGAGGGCUUCCAGACGCGAUCGUGCAGUGCAGAAGGAAGACUUCGAAUUGCUAGCCGAGCGAUAGUGGAAAUCUUUUUUUCUUGUUUGGAUCUCUUGCAUUUGUUCUGCUCGUCUCCACUCACACGUUACUACACUACUGAAGAUGAAUCUAAUGUAUCACCAGUAUCAUUGCUAUCGAACUUAGUGUUACUCC